Messenger RNA from Phlebotomus papatasi, 2912 nucleotides. Its product is annotated as WD repeat-containing protein 6. Bases 15 to 2888 code for a protein of 957 amino acids. The transcript is spliced from 3 exons. The record is from RefSeq and is a predicted model, not a curated record. NCBI's taxonomy places the organism in Eukaryota, Metazoa, Arthropoda, Insecta, Diptera, Psychodidae. Gene Ontology annotation, biological process: tRNA methylation. Gene Ontology annotation, cellular component: cytoplasm. Gene Ontology annotation, molecular function: protein binding.
UUCACCACUCGGCCAUGUUUUGUAAACAAAUCCACGAGGAUAAAAUGUUAAUUGCGGAUUCUGUGGCUGUAAAAGUGAAUAAUUCCCAGGAGGUUUUUAUCGGUGUGGGAAAUCAUCUUAAGUACGUGAAAUUUGAAAAUGGUGAGAGGAAUGUUCAGUGGUUUGACACUCAAUUCCGAGGGAAGAUCCUCGGGAUUGAGAUUGUGAGGGAUACUCUGGGCUGUUUUGUCCUUGUUCAUGGUGGGAGGUACCUUGCUGUCUUUGAAUUGGUGGAAGGAAGUCUGCAAAGGCUUUCCGGAUGCCAAUUUUCAGACCUAAUCAGUAGUGUUCACUGUGAAAAUGACUUGAGUAAUAUUUGUGUGAUUACUGGCCACAAUAUCGCUCUUCUGGUCAACUUUCGAGAAUCUCUGGAAGUGACUAAGAAGGCUAAGUGCGAGGAUAAUUCCACACUGUACUGUUCUCAUGUAGAAGGGGCCAAAUGGGAGGAUUUUGUUGUGUAUUCGGGAACAGCUCUUGGGGAUGUCAUUCUCUGGAAACCAUCCGAUAUUCAGGCUGGAAUCCUUCAUAGAUUCACAGCUCACAAGGGGGUUGUUUUCUCAAUAGAAACAGAUAAAAAUCUCCUGGUAACAACUUCCGAUGACAGAUCUGCCAGGAUCUGGAGGAAGGAUAAACUAAAUGGUUCGAGUUUGGUGUCUCUAUACGGACACAAAUCUCGAGUCUUCAAGAGCAAAAUAAUCGAAAAGAACGGCCUAAAAUUCAUCCUGACAAUCGGAGAGGAUUCAAAUCUCUGCGUCUGGCACGAAUCCGGUAAGUUUCUCUUCCGGAAAACCCUUUUCAGUGGAGCUGUGAUCUGGAAUUUGGACCACGAUCCAAAUACAGACACAGUCUUCACCUCGGGAAGCGAUGGAAAUGUUAAGAAAAUAAAUUUGAAGGAGAUCCUUGAGAAAGGAAUCACAGAGAUUCCAAGAAAGCCCCUCCUGGACGAAAAAAUCUCAAAAAUUCUCUUCCUGGACUCCGAAACGAUCCUCGUGAUCGCGUCGGAAAUGUUUCUGCUAAAGCAGGAAAUUUCUGGUGAGUGGAAGCCCAGCAAAAAGAUCCCAAUUCCUGAAAUUUAUAUUUCCCUGAUUGAAAAUGUUAAUGGGAACAUCUUAAUUUGUUCAAAUCACGAGGCUAGAAUCCUUCAAAUAUCUUCCGGAAUACCCCAGGAAGAGAUUAGAAAUGCCAAUCUUCUCGAAGGAUUGAUCAGAACCUUCUAUCUAAUCGCUCCCGGAGAAUUUUUCUUCGUGGACGAUCGAGGAAAUUGCGCAAUAACAAAUAAAUCCCUAAAAGUCCUCAAUCAAUUUUCCAUUUCCAUUUGCAAAGAUCUCUGGUACACAAAAUGGAUAACUGUGGCCAGAAAAUUCGGAGAAUUCCUCCUCUUGGGAGAUCGAUCUGGCAAUCUUCAUCUCUGGAGGGUUUUAGCGGGAGAAAUCAUAAAGAAAUGUGAGGUUAGGAGUGUUCAUGGGAAUUUGGGAGUCACCCAGGUGUUUCCGGAAGAAGAUUCCGAAAUAUCUGCAAGGUUUUGGACUUCCGGAAGGGAUGGAAUUCUUAGGAAAUUCCAUUUUGAUAAAUUUCAUGAAAGUUUCAAUGAAAUUUUCACAGAAAAAGUCCCUAUCACCUGGGUUGAGAGGAUUAUCCAGUUGAAAACCGGACAGAAAGUAAUUCUGGGCUUCAAUGAUGAGAAUCUGGUAGCUUGGGAUAGAAAUCAAGGGAUCAUCUUUCAACUCUGCACGGGAGGGGGGCAUAAAUACUGGGAUUUUGCAAUAAAUCCAGCCCAAGAUUGUGCAAGUGUCUUGAGUGUUUGGGACAAGCAACCAUUCCUGGACAAAUUUUCCCUUCCGGAAACUAACUUCCAGGAAAUCCCAUGUCACAACUGGCACUCAAAAUCCUGCAAUUCUGUAGAAAUCCUCAAAGACAAUUCAGGAAAAUUCGGAAAACCCCUUUUAAUAUCCGGAGGAGACGAUAAUGUCCUUAGAAUAAAUUUCUUAGGCAACGAACUAAUCCCAGUGAGUGAAGUUGUACCUCACAUAAGUAACAUUCGAGCUAUCAAGGUCAAAAACCUCCAGGAAAAUAUAUUCCUGGCCAUUUCCGUUGGAGGAAGAGCUCAAAUCUGCCUCACAAAGAUCCUCCUCAACGAUAAACCAGAAGUCCAAGAAUACCUAAACUUUAUGUUGAAAUCUAAGGAUUUCCGGAAAAAUCGACAGAAGAUAGACUUUUGUCCAGAAACAAGAUUCAUGUGCUUGACCAUAGACGAAAUAGAUAUUUUCAUCGGAUGUUCUGAUGGAUACAUCAGAAAAUUCACUCUCCAGAACGAAAAGAUCUCCCUGGUCUCAUCAGUUUUUUACGGAAGAUGUAUCCUAAACAUCCAAAUAAUUGAAUACCUGGACAAUAAAGUCCUUAUAACGAUGGGAACUGAUGGAAAAAUCAUUUUAUGGGACACUAAAAACUUCCUGGAGGAUUCCCUGCCAAUUUACAGCAUUCUUCAUCACGAAAGUGGCAUCAAUUGCUUUGAUAUUUGGGCAGAAGAUGGAAAAUUUACAUUACUAACUGGAGGAGAUGACCAGAAGAUCACUAAAAGUGUUUUUCAUUUUGAAAAUGGAAGAGUUAUUCAAGAUGAAACUCCCAAGACAGCUUUCUUGCAUUUUGCUCAAGUGACAGGGAUUAAGAUUGCAAAUCCAGAUACAUUUUACUCAACAAGCGUGGAUCAGAGGGUAAUAAAAGGAAAUUUACAUAAACUGACUUCAGAAAGUGAGAGAUUUACAUCAGUUUCGGACUUGAAAGGACUUAAUUUACUCAGUGAUCGAGAAGUUCUGGUUUUUGGUGCUGGUGUAGAGUCUAUAGAAUUUUAAAUAAAUAUUUUAUAUCCAAAAAAA